This is a messenger RNA of Trichomonas vaginalis G3, 1215 nucleotides long. Its product is annotated as peptidyl-serine dephosphorylation. Gene Ontology annotation, cellular component: cytosol; protein phosphatase type 2A complex. Bases 1 to 1215 code for a protein of 404 amino acids. The record is from RefSeq and is a predicted model, not a curated record. Gene Ontology annotation, molecular function: protein phosphatase regulator activity; protein binding. Lineage: Eukaryota; Parabasalia; Trichomonadida; Trichomonadidae. Gene Ontology annotation, biological process: peptidyl-serine dephosphorylation. The transcript has a single exon.
AUGAAUUUGGAACUACUUGCAUCAUUCGGCGAUCACGUUUCCCUAACACAGUUCAAAGCCGAUGACACUAUUUCCGUUCUCGCAUUCAGCCAGAACGGCCAAUUUCUAGCCUCUGGCGAUCAAGCUGGAAGAGUUGUUAUUUUUCAAUUACAGCCACCACGAAAUGCGAACGGAAAGACAGUUGUCUCCUUUGUAAACCAAGUACACGCUCACAAAAAUCAAUUCGAUUAUUUCAGAUCAGAGUUAGCCGAACCAAAAAUUAAUUCUCUCAGCUGGGUUAAGUCCAAUUCAUUGAAUCCACUCCUUCUCACGUGCAACAGCCAUGAAGCAAAAUUGUGGCGUAUGAACCAAGCCGCUAAGCCCACCUGGGGCCCACUUGACACAACACUUUCAGCAGAUCAGUUCACUCUUCCAUCUCCACGACAGAUUGAAAUCAAGUACACGACAGAGCAUGUCAAGACAUUCACCGACAUUCAUACAGAAUAUUUAAUCGACGUACAGACUCUUUCUGAUCAGAAAUCAUUUGUCAUGGUUGAUGUUGGCUGCGUUAAGUUGUGGGACAUGGAGCGGUCCGUUGAAUCUGUCAGUCUUUUCCGUGUACCACAGCAAAAUGUCGAACUUACUGCUUCAGCAGUUACUCCGACACUUCCAUCCGCAAUUCUUAUUGCCGACGAUGCUGGCUUUGCCAAGAUCAUCGACAUGAGACAGCAAGCGGAGGAUCCUUCUCCAUCACUCACAUUCAACAUUAAACAACAUACAAAUCCAAAGCGCAGUGUCUCCGGUUGCGAGUACGUUGGAAGCGUUGCUUUCUCAAACGAUGGCAUCAACAUCGUUACUCGUACAUUCGGCGAGGCACAGGUUUGGGAUGUACGCAAUCCAUCAGCUCCAGCAGCACAAUGCGACGUCCAAUGGUUCCCAGGACAAAUGGAAUGGCUCGCGAACGAUGAAUAUACAAAGGAUAUCUUCAGAACAUGCUUCACACCAAGUGGUAAGGUCGUUACAGGAAAUUAUUCUGCCGAUUUCAUAUCAUGGGACUGGAAGACGAACGAAAUCAAUCGACACAAGGCAGUCUCUGCAAGGACUCCUCGUACUCCUCAGGAUCCAGGCAGAGACUUCUCAAAGCGAGUUACUGUUUGUGAAGCUCACCCUCGCCAUGAAAUUGUAGCAGUUGUUUCAACAGCAGCUUUAUACUUAUUUAAUGCUAAGAACGAGUGA